This is a messenger RNA of Cynara cardunculus var. scolymus (artichoke), 3087 nucleotides long. RefSeq names its product leucine-rich repeat receptor-like protein kinase TDR. The coding region runs from base 35 to 2806 and encodes 923 amino acids. The transcript is spliced from 2 exons. Gene Ontology annotation, biological process: protein phosphorylation. Lineage: Eukaryota; Viridiplantae; Streptophyta; Magnoliopsida; Asterales; Asteraceae. Gene Ontology annotation, molecular function: protein kinase activity; protein binding; ATP binding. The record is from RefSeq and is a predicted model, not a curated record.
CUCUUUCCUCUUUCACUCUGUCUCUAGCUUUUCCAUGGAGAUUCUUCAUUGCUUCCUUCUCUUCGUGUUCAUCUUCUCCGUUUCCGAUGCUGCUGAUCCUUUCUCAGAAGCACUCUUGAGCUUGAAAUCAGAGUUCGUUGUUCAGUCUGAUGUUUUGAGUGAUUGGGUGAUCCCUCAAGAACAAAACCCAUCUGCAAAAAUCCAUGCUUGUUCUUGGACGGGUGUACAAUGUGAUCAAAACUCCACAAAAGUCACGGGUUUAGACCUUUCUUUGAAAAAUCUUGGUGGGGUUCUAUCCGGGAAUCAAUUCAAUCAGUUUGUUGAUCUAAUUGAUUUCAACAUAAGCCACAACUCGUUCUCUGGGAAACUCCCAGUAGGGAUCUUCAAUCUCACUAGCUUGAGAACCAUGGACAUUAGCAGAAACAAUUUCUCUAGUGUUUUCCCAAUUGGGAUAUCAAAUCUUCAUAACUUGGUUGUUCUUGAUGCUUUUAGCAAUAGCUUCUCGGGAUCAUUACCCCCAGAUGUUUGUGAAAUUGCCUCAGUGAAAGUUCUUAACUUUGCUGGGAGUUAUUUCAGUGGACCCAUUCCAGGCAAGUAUGGAUCAUGCAAGAAUCUUGAGUUUCUUCAUCUGGCAGGCAAUUUACUAAGUGGGUAUUUGCCAAUAGAGUUUGGGCAACUUAAAACCAUCACUCAUAUGGAGAUCGGUUAUAAUUCUUAUCAAGGCAGUAUUCCAUGGCAAUUUGGCAAUAUGAGUGAGCUCAGGUAUCUUGAUAUAGCUCAGGCUAAUCUCUCAGGUUUAAUUCCAAAGGAACUAGGUAAUUUAACUAAACUUGGCUCACUUUUCCUCUUUAAAAACAAUCUCUCUGGGUUGAUCCCAGUCGAAUUCGGUAGGAUUUUGACUCUUGCAAGCUUAGAUCUUUCGGACAAUUUGCUUUUUGGUCCUAUUCCAGAGAGUUUCUCAGACUUGAAGAACCUUAAGCUGCUAAGUGUCAUGUACAAUGACAUGAAUGGCUCUGUUCCUGAAGGCAUAGCUAAGCUUCCAAAUCUUGAAGCUCUUCUUAUUUGGGACAAUUUUUUUAGUGGUACACUUCCACAAGAAUUGGGUAAACACUCUAAACUCAAAUGGGUUGAUGUUUCAACAAAUGAUUUUGUGGGUGUUAUUCCACCAGAUAUAUGUUCAGGAGGGGAGUUGACCAAAUUAAUCCUCUUUUCGAAUUAUUUCUCUGGUGGACUCUCUCCUAUCUCCAAUUGUACUUCACUUGUUCGUAUUCGGCUCGAAGAUAAUUCUUUUUCAGGCGAUCUAUCUUUGAAUUUCAAUAUGCUUAGGGAUGUCUCUUAUGUGGACUUGUCUAUGAAUAGAUUCACUGGUGGGAUUCCUUCUCUGAUAUUUCAGGCUUCUAGUCUUGAGUACUUUAGUGUGUCUAAUAAUCCUGAUCUUGGAGGGAUCAUCCCAGAAAAAACAUGGUCUUUACCCAAAAUCCAGAAUUUUUCAGCUUCUUCUUGCAACAUCUCUGGCAACUUUCCUGGAUUUAAGUUCUGUAAGUCGUUAUUCUUGAUCGAAUUAAGCAAGAACCAUUUAUCAGGAACAGUCCCAGAAAGUCUUUCGAUUUGUGAGAGUCUAGAAAUGUUAAAUCUAGCUGAAAAUAACUUUUCUGGCGAAAUCCCCAUGAAGUUAGGAAGCUCGACAAAGUUGAGAUAUCUUAACUUUUCAUACAAUGAUCUUUCGGGUUCGAUUCCUACAGAGAAUACCUUCAGAUCAAUGGGUAGUAGCUCGUUUCUUGGAAACCCUAAUCUAUGUGGUGCACCCCUCGAGAGAUCCUGCCGUCGUGGAAGUGGAAUAUCCGAUGGAAUGGAAUUGGGAAGCAGAAAGACUCAAAAGGUUGCUUGGGUACUUGUACUAUGUGCAGUGGUGGCUAUACUCUUGGUUUCACUCUUUGGGAUCUUUUACUACCGGAGACAGAAUGUAACUCGCCACUGGAAAAUGGUUUCCUUCGAUGGGUUUCCUGAAAUCACAGCUGCUGAAGUUUUAAAGAGUUUUGACUCCAUUGAAGCUGUGGAAACACCAUAUUCAUCAAAUUCAGUUUGCAAAGCGGUUUUGCUAACUGGGAUGACAGUAGCAGUGAGGAAGAUUGAAUGGGGAACAAAAAGUUCGAAUCUUUUGAUGGAAUUCAUAAACCGAAUAGGAAAUGCAAGGCACAAGAAUUUGAUCCGGUUGUUGGGUUUUUGCUACAACAAGAAUCUUGGUUAUAUGUUGCUAGAAUACUUGCCCAAUGGAACUUUGGAAGAAAAGAUUGGAAGAAAGUGUGAUUGGGAUUCAAAACACAGGCUCAUGGUUAACAUCGCGAAGGGACUAUAUUUUCUUCACCAUGAUUGUCGUCCUUCAAUUCCCCAUGGAAGUUUGAAGACAAGUAACAUAGUUUUCGAUGAAAAUAUGGAGCCCCAUUUGGCUGAAUUCGCCUUCAAAACAAUAUCUGCAAUGGAAACAGGUGAAUACAGCGGUAUCAUGGAACAUGAACUAAAUGACGAUAUUUUUGCCUUAGGGGAGGUCUUUCUGGAGAUUUUAACAAACGGAAGGCGGAAAAAUGGUGGAGUGAGCAUUCAUAGAACACCAAAAGAGGUUUUAUUGAAUGAGAUGCACAACGAAAACGAAGUGGCUGCUGCUUCUUCGUCUUCAAAGUCUAUUAAAGAAGAGAUAAAACUGGUUCUUGAACUCGUUCUUCGCUGCACUACCAGCAAGCCCUCAGAUAGACCUUCGAUGGAAGAUGUUUUAAGGAUUCUUUCGGGAUUAAAACCCCAGAAGAAAUGAUGAGCGCGAUGUUGUUUUUUCACGUAUUUAAGUUAGGAUUGUUGCAUAAGUAGUUUAGUAGUUCAUGAAAUGUUGAUAUAUGGUUUGAAAAAAUGGCUUUAUUUGCUUGGCUUUAGAAUGUUAUGCUGUGAAUUGUGAUGUAGAUGCAGUCUUGAAGCUCCAAAUGAUGUCCAAAUCACACGAAAUCGAAGCUUCGAUAGCUUUUUGUGUACUUUUUGUUCUUAUGGAAACAGUUUUGUCGAAUAUGUAACCGAUUUCAUUGUUAAAUAGUUGAUAAAAGA